GCCGCCGGCUUCUAUUGUCUCUCUGUUUAUCAGAACUGACUCUGUUGCGCUCCUUCAUUCUCUUCUCCGGCUUCAGCUUAUUUUGGUGUUAGGGUCUGUUACUGGAAUGGCUCAGUGUGUAAGGUCAACUCUAAAUCCUUUGAGAACACCCCACAGCGUUACUAAGAGAGUGACUGUAAAAAACCCAGCUUUUGCAUCAGUCUCGUUCCUUAGAACAUUACCGGAGUUCAAGAAAUAUCCAAAACCCUGUUCAUUGGUUAUGUCUUGCCAGGGCAAGGUCCAAAACCAGCAGGAGGAGCGACCGCAACUGUCUCUUGACGAUUUAGUCACGAGUAACCGGAAAGGAGAGGUUCUUGGCACAAUCAAAGACUCGCUUUCUAAUUGUCUCUCUGAGACGAAUCUUCUUGCGACUGUUCCUGGUCUGAAAUCUAGAAUCAAGGGAAAGGUCAGAGAUAUUUAUGAUGCUGGUGAUUAUCUGAUUCUUAUUACAACUGAUCGGUUGAGUGCAUUCGACAGAAACCUUGCUUCAAUUCCCUUCAAAGGCCAGGUUCUUAAUGAGACAAGUUUGUGGUGGUUCAAUAACACACAGCACAUAACUCCAAAUGCCAUCGUUUCAUCUCCUGAUAGAAAUGUUGUUAUCGCAAAGAAAUGCUCGGUUUUUCCCAUAGAGUUUGUGGUUAGAGGAUAUGUGACUGGAAGUACUGACACAUCUUUAUGGACGGUGUACAAUAAAGGUGUUCGGAACUAUUGUGGGAAUGAGCUCUCAGAUGGAUUAGUAAAAAACCAGAAGCUUCCAGCUAAUAUACUUACACCAACAACUAAGGCUGCGGAUCAUGAUGUGCCCAUCUCUCCAAAUGAGAUAGUUGAACGUGGAUUCAUGACUCAAGCUGAAUUUGAUGAAGCAAGUAUGAAAGCUUUGAGCUUGUUUGAGUUUGGGCAGUGUGUUGCCAAGGAACAUGGACUGAUACUGGUGGACACAAAGUAUGAGUUUGGAAGAAGUAGUGAUGGCUCAAUCUUAUUGAUUGAUGAGAUUCAUACACCCGAUUCCAGCAGAUACUGGCUUGCGGGUUCAUAUGAAGAGCGCUUCCAAAAAGGCCUGGAGCCUGAAAAUGUUGAUAAGGAGUUCCUAAGAUUGUGGUUCAAAGAGAACUCUAAUCCUUACGAGGACGAGGUCCUGCCUGCUGCUCCAGCAGAACUCGUGACUGAAUUAGCUUGGCGGUACAUUUUCUUGUAUGAAACUAUCACUGGAUCAAGAAUUGACAUUAUUCCGACUCAGGAACCGAUACAUGACCGAAUCUCAAGAAACACAAGCCAAGCACUUUCAUCUCUCCGUCAACUUUGAUCUUUUAUAUAACCUUUAGCCAAAGGGGCAGAGAGCAUAAGUCUGUUUCUUGUUGCAUUGUUGUCCUAAUUGAUUAUGAAUCAAAGAGAGCUUAAGUUCAAAUUGAGCAGUCUUUUAUAAACGAAUAAACAUGUAAAAACUAA
Arabidopsis arenosa is the source of this 1485-nucleotide messenger RNA. NCBI's taxonomy places the organism in Eukaryota, Viridiplantae, Streptophyta, Magnoliopsida, Brassicales, Brassicaceae. The record is from the annotation of a GenBank genome assembly.